This is a messenger RNA of Gregarina niphandrodes, 951 nucleotides long. RefSeq lists its product as hypothetical. The transcript is spliced from 2 exons. The coding region runs from base 1 to 951 and encodes 316 amino acids. The record is from RefSeq and is a predicted model, not a curated record. NCBI's taxonomy places the organism in Eukaryota, Apicomplexa, Conoidasida, Eugregarinorida, Gregarinidae.
AUGGUGAGAUAUGUCGAGGUACCCGUCAAACAGCAAGUGGUGAGAGAAGUCCGAGUUCCGAAAGUGGUUAAAGUACAGAAAAGGGUGCCGCAAGUCCAGGUUCAAUACAAGGAUGUCCACGUCCCCAAGAUCGAAUUCAAGGAUAAACCAAUCUAUACUGAUGAUGUUAGAGAGAACGUAAUUUACAGGCCGAAGGAUCAGUACAUAGACAUACCCCAACAGUUUGUGGAGUACGUGCCACAAGUGGAGAAGCGGGUGAUCGAGAAGUGUGUCAGUGUGCCAUCCGGAGACGUGCAGGAGAUAUAUCGACCACAUCGAGUGUAUGACGACGUGCCGGUUCCGUACUACCAGCAUAGUUCCCAGACGGUGCCCGUGGCGCAGAUGUUUGAGCCUUCCAUUACUGUGUCCACCGAGGCGUACAAUGUCCCGUCAGAUGUCUGGGUGCCGAAGGUGGUGCCCUUCGACAUUUACAUACCCAAGCUGGUGGACGCGCCUCUAUACGAUAACGGCCAAGUAGAAGUAGAAGAAUACCCCGUGAACGUUCCAUGGCCUCACAUGCGACACUUGGAACAGCACUUCAACCCUUCGUUGGGUGAAGACCUCCGCGUGCCGCAAGCCCAUUAUCACUCGACGCAUGCCAGACCCACCACCGUCGGCUACGACCACGGGGUCUCCUACCCCCGGACCAACGGACGUGCCUCUCGCUUCUAUCCCGAGGAGGCCUAUGAAACCUACCACGGACCUACGUAUCACGGAAAUACCUACUCUGGAGGAGGAGUCUACACCAACGGCCAAGGCCACCAUGGCCGCAGACGCCAUAACGCCAAUGUUGAGUCCGCCAGGACUUGGUUCCCUGCGUACGGCAAACACCAUAACUACGCACCCCGCCAUCUAGUCUCCUACGGCAGCCACCCCGCCGUCGUGCCCGCAUCGUAUACGCAACACUUCUAA